UGGGGGGUCAGUUAGGGGGAUAUCCCACCAACCAAUCAUGACUCACCGCGCCGACCAAUCAGAUGACAGGCAGCGUUCUCUUCCUGUUUGGCCGAGGGCUUCAUUAUCGGUCAGUUACACACGGCCGAACAUCAUGGGAGGGAUCAAACAAGAGCAGAGUGAUGCUUCACAUCAGCCCAGACCUUCACAUUCAGCAGAGCAACCACAAGAAGAGCCAAAGAAGAGAGGCUGGCCAAAGGGAAAGAAAAGAAAGAAGGUGCUACCAAAUGGUCCCAAAGCACCAGUGACGGGAUAUGUCCGCUUCCUGAACGAACGCAGAGAACAUAUGCGGGCCCGAUACCCCGACUUACCUUUCCCAGAAAUCACCAAGAGACUGGGAGCAGAGUGGACACGGUUAGCCCAGAAUGACAAACAGCGCUAUCUGGAUGAGGCAGAACGGGAGAAGAUGCAGUAUGCCCAGGAACUGAAGGAAUAUCAGCAGACUGAGGCCUAUCAGAUCACCAGCGCAAAGAUUCAAGACAAGAGGAUCAAGAAAGAAGACGCACCAUCUGUCAUCAUCAGUACUAGUUCAGAGCCGUCUUUAUCAAAGGCUUCUGACCUUCCAAGCAGAUUCGACAUCCCCAUCUUCACAGAGGAGUUCCUCGAUCAGAACAAAGCGCGAGAGGCUGAGUUGCGCCGGCUUCGUAAGGCAAACAUUGAGUUUGAGGAGCAGAAUGCAGUGCUUCAACGCCACAUUAAGGACAUGUACAACGCUAAAGAGCGCCUGGAGGCUGAGCUUGGGCUGGACGAGAAGCGAACACAGGCUCUGCACCAACACUUGGUGUCCAUUAAACACACACUGGUCAACAGUCUGUCAGCAGUACCCCUGCCAGGCACAGGUGAGACGGCAUCUCUUGGGAACCUGGACUCAUACCUGAGUCGUCUCAAUGGAGCGCUGGAGGGAAACCCUCACAAGCAUCGUGCCCUGCUCAGCCAGCUUUGUGAAGUCCUUUCUCAUCUGGACAGUGAGAAGUUAUGAGGGCACUCCUUUUCAUCCUGACACACAGGGACACAUGGCCGCUCUGUCAGUGCCAUUCAACAGAGCAUGUGGAUAUCUCAAGGAGAGUAAAGACGAGGGUACAAAUACUUAAAAAUACCACACACACAGUCCUGUCUACAUGCCUCUACUCUAUGAAUAUAUGAAUUCUGCAAUUCAUGAGUUUAUGUGACUGUAAAUCUGCGUGGCAGUGUUGAGGCUUUUAACAGUUCAGGAAUUUCAUCAUAUGUAGUUUUAUCUUCUGAACUGUGUUUAAAUUUGGAUUGACUGCAGCCCUAUUGUGUAGUUUUAGCAAAUGCCACAGGCCCCUGACCUGUCCAACAAGUCGAGCCUGUUUAUUAGAGUUUACAGUAAAUGCCAUUUGGUAUUUGGUGGGUGGGGACUGUGUUCGUAGUGUUAUCGAGUGCAUGAAAAAAUGUAAAUGGUGAAAUAAAAUGAUGGAGUGUACAUGUUUUGGAUUUACUAGCGGGUUGUUAAAUGGACAAGCAGUGUCACAUGUUGUCAGAAUAUUAUUAUAUAUUUGUGAAGUAUAUUUGUAUUUUCUGAAAUGUUCAUUAAACUACACUGAAAACAUUUCCAACAAAA
Acanthopagrus latus (yellowfin seabream) is the source of this 1621-nucleotide messenger RNA. RefSeq names its product high mobility group 20B (gene hmg20b). Gene Ontology annotation, biological process: regulation of gene expression. The record is from RefSeq and is a predicted model, not a curated record. NCBI's taxonomy places the organism in Eukaryota, Metazoa, Chordata, Actinopteri, Spariformes, Sparidae. The transcript is spliced from 9 exons. Bases 38 to 1018 code for a protein of 326 amino acids. Gene Ontology annotation, cellular component: nucleus.